Molecule: messenger RNA, 426 nt
Organism: Rubroshorea leprosula
Lineage: Eukaryota; Viridiplantae; Streptophyta; Magnoliopsida; Malvales; Dipterocarpaceae
Source: the annotation of a GenBank genome assembly
GUGGAAAGCCCUGAUGGCCCCAAUCGUUCGGUCAAGCACUUCCACCGGGAUCCCAUGGUUGACAAUCUGGAAGAACCCAAACUGGCGAGACGCCUGCACGACUUGCUCAACGACCGUGGGGCGGGGAGCGGAGAGGUCGAUGGUGGGAAUGGGUUGGGAGUCGGGUCGAACGGGGCUGGGCUUGAGAUUGGCGAGAGUUUCCGGUGGGUGGAUGAAGAAGCGAGGGAGGGAGGUGACGCCGGCGUCCACGAGGCCUUUAACUCCGAUUUUUGAUUCGUCAAACCGUUUUACCUCUUCGUCCCUGUCGUAUUGGUUUGCCCCGUCCACGAGUUGUCAUGUCAAAGAUAGACGAAGUUUGGAACUCGGAAAUGUCACAAAUGUGUGGCUUUUUAAUUUGAAUUUGGAAAAUAAAAGGUUUAAAAUAAC